AUGUUAUCAGUUAUUGAACUGACCAAGUCUCCCGACACCUGUCAGUCUGGAUUCCAUGUCUUUUUCGGCAAUCCGUCCAUCAAUAACAACAAGCUAACCGAUGACAGCUUGCUUUUUUUUCUACUUUCUUCUUUCUCUUUUUUUAUACUUUAUUUUCUUCUUAUUCUUCAGCGCGGCGUGCAGCAUGCAGUCUUUCGUUGCUUCUUUCUUUCUUUCCAGCAUUUUUUUGUUCUUUAUUUGUUUUGUUUUAAUUUUCUUUCUUUCUUUCUUUCUUUCUUUAUUUCUUUCUUUCUUUCUUUCUUUCUUCUAUCUUUCUUGCUUUCUUGCUUUCUUUCUUUCUUUCUUUAUGAUCUGCAUCAUAUUCUGUUCCCCCCACCCAACAUCUCAACUCGCCGAAAAGAAAUUCAUUCUUUCUCCCUUUUAUACUUACUUUAUUUUUUCUUAUUCAUUAGCUUUGUUUUUUCCUUCUUUUUUUUCACUCUCUCUUUCUUUUUCCCUCUCUUUCUGUCCUGCCUUCUUUCGCUCUUUGUUUAUUUCAUUUUAAUUUACUUUAUACCUUUCUUUCGUUCUUUCCUUCUUUGA
Molecule: messenger RNA, 582 nt
Organism: Acanthosepion pharaonis
Lineage: Eukaryota; Metazoa; Mollusca; Cephalopoda; Sepiida; Sepiidae
Source: the annotation of a GenBank genome assembly